CCACUGUGAAUAUAGUUCAGCUCUUAGGUGUGCUUAUGAUGACCUUAUUUUCUGGACCAAAAUUCAGGACAUAUUUUGUGUCUGUAAAGUAAAGAAGGAUUAUUCUUCUGCCUCUCUGCUGGCUUGUGCUAAGGUCUUUGCAGAUGUUUUUCUCUUGACCACCCCUUAACUCUUGGUGUUUGUCUUUGUUGUUGGCCUUCUUUUCUUAUUCUCUGGUAACUACUCCUUAUAUGCUGAUGUCUCCCAAAUCUUAAUUUUCAGCCCAGGUCUUACCCCUGAACUUCAUGUAGACAGUUUUCUCUGCAACAGCCCUAACUGGAUUUUCCCUGCACUCAGGGUGUUCAAGAUGAACUCAACAUUGCCUUCCACAAAAAUCACUUACUGAUGAAUGACACCACCAUUCAUAUGACACCCUACAUCCAGCCAGCCCCCAAGUCCUGAUGCUUCUACUUCCUGACUGCUCUAAAAUCUGUCCUCUCUCUUCUAGGCCUUCAUCCUUUUUUACUUGGUUUGCUGCCUACAUCCUCCAAACUGGUUACUUCAGGGUAACCCCGCCUUUUCCAGGCUGCCCCCAAACAAACAAGAACAAGCGUGGUUUUGUGACCAGCUCCUCAUCCUCAGCAUCGGUGGCCUUCUGCCUGUUCUUUGUCCAGGCUGGAUUCUCACGACUCCUGCUCGCCUUGCCUCCCUGGGCGGCAGAGGCAAUGCUCCUGCAGAAUGUGCUCCUACGCCCUCUCCACUUUCCUCUGCCAAAUGCCUUUUCACCCUGCAUUUCAGACACCAUUAUUUCUGAGAAGCUUUGUUUAACCCUGCCUGAGCCCGGGCUCUGUAGUCAGAGUUAGAUGCCCCCACGUGCCCCUAUCACAGCAUGGGCAUCUCCAUACCUUAGCUCUUACCUUGCUUUGUUGUAAUGUUCUAUGACCUGUCUCCCCCUGUGAGCUUCCUGACAACAGAGGUGGCACUUGUUUUUCUUUGUGGUUCCAGUGUGUUUCACAUACCAGUACCUAGUAGGUGUUUGAUAAAUGUGUGUCGUGUAAAUUAAUGAAUCAACAAGUCAAUGAAUGAAUGUAUAUAAGUGCACUUGUGAGGCAGUGGGGGAGAAUUCCUAACUUCUAGAGUUUAGUAGUCUUGGAAAAUCCAAGUUGUCAGAACCUGUUGUUCACUAUCUGCAUCACUAUAAGCAGACUCCUAAAGAUUGCUAGAAUAUAGCACAAAGGAUAUGUCUUUGCAGGCUAGGAUGGGUAGGGGCAUGAACCUGGUGUGGUGCUUUGCCAUAUCCAGUUGGCCCUUCUUAUCUGUGGGUUCUGCAUCCAUGGAUUCAACAAAACUUGGAUGGAAAGUAUUUGGGGGAAGUGGGGAGGAAGGAUGGUUGUAUCUGCACUGAAUGCGUAUAGACUUUUUUUCCUUUAUUAUUUCCUGAACAAUACAGUAUAACAGCUGUUUACAUACCAUUUACAUAGUGUUAGGUAUUAUAAGUAAUUUAGAGAUUAAAGCCUACGAGAGGAUGUAUGUAGGUCAUAUGCAAAUACUGUACCAUUUUAUAUUAGAGACUUGAGCAUACAAAAUCUGGGGGAGAUCCUGGAACCAGUCCCCAUGGAUACAGUCAUGUGUCACCUAACAGUGGGGAUACAUUCUGAGACAUAUGUCAUUAGGCAGUUUAGUCAUUGUGUGAUUGCCAUAGAAUGUACUCACACAAAACUAUAUGGUCUACCCACUACGUCCCUAGGCUGUAUGAUAUAUAUAGCCUGUCAUUCCUAGGCGACAAAUUUGUGUAUCAUGUAACUAUACUGAAUAAUGUAGGCAACUGUAACACAAAUGGACAGUUCGUGUUUGGUUAAAGAGAGACAGUGGACAGUAUUGGCCAAGCGUAUACCAUGCAAUGCCUUCUCCAUGUUCAUGCAUGUCUUUUAACCCGGAAACAAGAAGACUGUCCAUAGGUCUAGACAAUGGUACAAUCUCAGAGUUUAUAUUGUCAGAAGAUUAUAACAAGAUGACUCCUGUGAAAAACUAUCAAGCGCAUCAGAGCAGAGUGACGAUGAUCCUGUUUGUCCUGGAGCUGGAGUGGGUGCUGAGCACAGGACAGGACAAGCAAUUUGCCUGGCACUGCUCUGAGAGUGGGCAGCGCCUGGGAGGUUAUCGGACCAGUGCUGUGGCCUCAGGCCUGCAAUUUGAUGUUGAAACCCGGCAUGUGUUUAUCGGUGACCACUCAGGCCAAGUAACAAUCCUCAAACUGGAGCAAGAAAACUGCACCCUGGUCACAACAUUCAGAGGACACACAGGUGGGGUGACCGCUCUCUGUUGGGACCCAGUCCAGCGGGUGUUGUUCUCAGGCAGUUCAGAUCACUCUGUCAUCAUGUGGGACAUCGGUGGGAGAAAAGGAACAGCCAUCGAGCUCCAAGGACACAACGACAGAGUCCAGGCCCUCUCCUAUGCACAGCACACGCGACAAUUGAUCUCCUGUGGCGGUGAUGGUGGGAUUGUCGUCUGGAACAUGGACGUGGAGAGGCAGGAGACCCCUGAAUGGUUGGACAGUGAUUCCUGCCAAAAGUGUGAUCAGCCUUUCUUCUGGAACUUCAAGCAAAUGUGGGACAGUAAGAAAAUUGGUCUAAGACAGCACCACUGCCGCAAGUGUGGGAAGGCCGUCUGUGGCAAGUGCAGCUCCAAGCGCUCCUCCAUCCCCCUGAUGGGCUUCGAGUUUGAAGUGAGGGUCUGUGACAGCUGCCACGAGGCCAUCACAGAUGAAGAACGUGCACCCACAGCCACCUUCCAUGACAGUAAACAUAACAUUGUGCAUGUGCAUUUCGAUGCAACCAGAGGAUGGUUACUGACUUCUGGAACUGACAAGGUUAUUAAGUUGUGGGAUAUGACCCCAGUCGUGUCUUGAUGACUCUCCCAGGAAUCAGAAAGAUAGUAUUUACUAAAGAAACGGUUGUUUUAACCCAAAUCAUUACCAGAGUGGUAAAGCAGACAUGUGAGAAGUAAGAAAGAAACUAAAGACCCUGAAUGAAUUUGCAGAUUACCCAUGUGCACAGUGGGGACCUGGCCAGUGAGCACUCGCAAGGGGACUCUUCCAACUUGUUCAUACAAUAUAAAAGAAGCUAUUUUUUUAACAAAUGGUUUAUACAGUCUGGCUGUGCUGCAUUGUUUUGAGUGUACCGAAAAAUCUGUGUGGGGUGUUUAAUUUUUAUACUUUUCAACACCCCAUUUUACUUGUUGCUUUGUCAGAGAAAUAAGGGAGGUAUCUACUCAGAGUAUUUUGGUCAUUAUACUUUCUGUGUUUACUUCAACAUGUGUCACGUGGCCAGCGGCUUUUUCUUCUCUUCCCUCUGCACCUACCUGCACCUUCUCUGCCUUUCCUGGAGGGGAUGUAUUUAUGUUAUUUAUUCCCAGUGUUUCUGCUUUCAUGUCCUCCUCAGUGGAGAGAUUUGGAAACUCAUCAUGUGGAUUCACCAGCCAGCUGCUGGAAUUGCCUGAAGAGCGAUUUGUUUGUAAUGUCUGCCUCAUUCACGUUCUUAUGAAGUAGAAAAGACUGUGUUUCUGCCUCAGUUGCCUCUGUCUUUCCCACAUUAAAAAAAAAAAUGCUGUGAGAAAGCUGCUCCCAACCAUGGUUAUCACAGAAGUAGAUUAUUUUAACUCAGAGCUUCAACGAUCAGUGCCUGGAUCAUUUAGAAUUCAGUUGGAGCCUCCUGAGCCUCUUGUUUUAGCUUUUUUGACGCAGCUCUCCCUCACUCGUAACAAUGAAAACAAAUGACACACACACAAAAUCCUACAUCAGCGGCCCUCAACCUUGUUGGCAGCAGGGACCGGUUUCAAAAUGAAACUGUUCCACCUCGGAUCAGCAGGCAUUAGCUUCUCAUAAGGAGCACGCAACCUAAAUCCCUCGCAUGCGCAGUUCACAAUAGAGUUUCUGCUCCUGUGAGAAUCUGACGCCACCGCUGAUCUGAUGGGAGGCGGAGCCCAGGCAGUAACACUUGCUUGCCCACUGCUCACGUCUGAUGGGUGCCCCCAUUCCUCACAGGCUAUGGACCAGUACCCAUCUGCAGCCCAGGGUUGGGGACCCCCACCAUACAUGCUCUGAAAAUAAGUGUCUUUAAGUUGUGUUUUUCUGUGUGACAUCAUCUCUGAACUUGAACAUGUUCAUUACGGCAAGAUUGUAAUCCUGCUGUAUUCCUCGCCCUCUGUAUUCUAUCCCUUUAAAAACUAGAUAUUUAAACAUUUUAUCCUAAUGUGUUUCAUCAGAACACUUUGCACACUUUCUUACUAAAACGGUAUGUGGGUGGUCCGAGACAGAAUGGUACCUACAGUGCAGGCUAUGUUUCUGUGGGAAUGGAAAAGAGGACUUUAGAAAGUGAACCUGAAGAACUCUUAUUUCUAAGGGAAUCCAGUCAAGCUUGAGAAAAUGAAAUAUUCUUGUGUGUAGUGAUUCAGCUCAGGAUAUUGAAGUCCCUUUUAAAAAUCUUAUUUUCACCUGUAAAAAUAGAAUAAAAAUUAAUGGCAAGCCUGCGCCAGGUGCCUGCCCCUCCUAAGCACUUUACACGCACAGCUCAUUCAACCUCACGUGUCGGGAGCAUCAGGGAGCUCACCAGUCUCUUGAGGAUCACAGGCCAAUUGCUUGUCCUUCCCGACCCAAGCCCCACCCCACAGUGUCUUGCUCUCUUCUGAUUUUACAGGUUUUUUGGCAGUAAUACACAUGGGAGUGAAAUUGAAAUCCUCCCUAUUAUUUUCCCUCUUUUCCUGGAAAGCCGUUUUUUGCCCUCACAAUCAUUCAUUACUUCUCUAACUAGGGGGAAGUACUACAAGCUGUCCUCAGGUACUGCCCCUACGUGUGUUUCCCUGGGAUGGGGCCUUGCUAGAGGUGAUUCUGCUGCCCCAGCAUUGGGAAGCAGGACCAGUGCAUGUGCCCCAUGCAGCCACGGUACAUGGAAGCUGUCACUUGAGCCAUCAGACCGGCUCAGCCCAUGUGACCGGAGCUCUGAAGAGGCACACACGCAUGCCCCGCACAGGCUGUUAGCACUUGUCGCCUCGCUGCCCUGGUCCAGACUACCCUUGCUUGCGUCAGUCAAAACUGUUGUAACUACUUUGAGUCUUUUCUGCAUGAUUGCUCUUUGAGAGAACUUUAACAAGGGAAUUAAAUUUAAAAUAUUCAAAUAUCUAUUUUGUAGUUUAUUACUAGAAGCUGCAGCCACUUACUAAGUUGUAUGUAAUAUAGGACUGUGUGUUGGAAAUGAGUAAUAGAGCUGAAUCACUCCAUUUUCCCUUCCUAAACUUUGAGCUUGGCCUGCCGGCAGAGAGAGGAACACAGUAUUAGGGCAGCAAAGGCCCAGGCGCCCAGCAAGCCUGUAUGGGUUCUGAGAUGGGUCUAGAUGCGUUCAGACCUCAUUCGGGAAGCAGAGUGUCCCCGUCAGAUCACAUAUGUCCUCUACAGUCGCUCUGGCCUGUGACCUUGCACGCCACUCUACCUUCUCCCUCCCAGCCCACAGAGCCACUCAGAGGCUGAAGCCACUUCACAGCCCACUGGUGUUGAGAAUCAUCAUCAGAAAACCAGAUAUGUCAAGGUAUCCAUUGCUCUUUCCUUUUCUCUCAUCUGUGUGGGUGCUUGAAUUUGGUGAAAUGCGUUUAGCAAACCAACUGUGUGUUUGUAAUACUGUGAAUUCUUGCGUUUUGCAUUAAGUGUCUCCCCCAUUUUUGUAAUUUGUAGAGAAAUAUGUGCUGGUGUUGGGUGUCUUCCAAGCAUUUUAUGGAAAUGGAGGCUCCAUUCCUUAGGAGUAAAAGCUGGCGCCAGCACUUGGCUCUUGUUCUGUCUAGGUGAACUCUCAUAAUUCUUGUUUUACCCUGUUGGAUUUGCACUUUACAUAUAUUUUUGCUCUAUUACUUAAACAUAUAGCAGCUUUUACAAAUAAUGCCUAACAUGCCUGCGCUGAGAAAGUGGCAGAUCUACACAUAUCAUACGCAGAGUUGUUCUCUACCUGAUGGGGCAAAACCAACCACAUGUUCUUGGUUCCUCCAAACGAAUGACAUUACUUGACAUUACUGCCUGAGUGUAUCUUCACAAUAGCAAAAUGGUUUGAGAUUAAGCAUUUGGAAUCUUAUGUCAUUUUGUAUGGGGUCAAUCCACCAUAACGUGUUUCUCAUUUGGUUUUAAUUAUUUCCAGAAAUCAUAAAGUCACAAAACUGGAAGGGAUCUUCAGAGAUCUAGAGUGUUUCAAGCAGAAAACACAUUAGUUAUACAGGGCAGUUAGAUAUGGCUGAGAUGUAAACAAGAGAAUCUAAAAGAAUGUUCAAGGAAUAGCUGUUUUUGAACAUUACUUAGUAAUGGCAUGAGUGGGAGGAGAGACUUUCAGCACCUUGAGACAGGGCGCUCUCUGGAACCAGCUUUGUUCCUCUUAUCGAAAGCAUAUAUGACAGUUUUUUUGGCUCCGGCCCUGUGGUGGGGGAGGUAAUUAUUGCCUUCAUCCACAUAAAUUCCUUCCUAUACAUUCCCCUCAGACCACCCCAGAGGCAAAACUGAAAUGGAAAUCCAGUGGCACUUAAAAUUCACCCUGCCCCGUUUGGCUGCGAUUCCCAGGCUUACAGCACUGCCCUUAUGGAAUAUCACAUUUUCAUUUUCUGAGAUUCAUUUUAUAAAAGUAAAGGCCAGGUGCCAUGGCUCACACCUAUAAUCUGAACACUUUGGGAGGACAAGGUGGGAGGAUUGCUGAGCCCAGGAGUUCAAGACCAGCCUGGGCCACACAGCAAGAUCCUGUCACUACCAAAAAUUCAAAACUUAGUUGGGUGUGGUGGCACACACCUGUAUUCCCAGCUACUCAGGAAGCUGAGGCGGGAGGAUCACUCGAGCCCAGGAAUUCAAGGAUGCAGUGAGCUAUGAUUGCACUACUGCAGUCCAGCCUGGGCAGCAGAGCAAGGCCCUGAAUAAAUAAACAAAAGUAUAAUUUAUUUUUGCCUGAUAUUAAUCACUUCUUAAGGCCCAAAUUUUUGUUUUUAAGCAAAAGGAUAGCUCUAAGUGUGGGUUGCAGUUACUGGACAUAAAUAUUCACUAAAUGAGAUUCCUUUGGUUAUGGCUGUUCAUAGAAUUUUAAUUCUAUGUCAGUGUUCUUGUUCACUAAGAUAUUUCGAAGUGAGAGAAAGCAUUUUACCAAUACAUUCUUAUUUUUUCUCCUUUAAAAUAAUAUUGAAUUUUUCCUGGUACGAAGACAGAUAUUUAUUAACUUGAUUGGAAAACACAGAAAUUAAGAUCAUGUUGAACACUGAGUUAUCUAGAUGAUCCCUGAGAUUUGAAUGUUCAUGUCAACCGUGUUGAGCGCUCACCAGCCACCAGGCUUUAGGCACUGGCAGUGCAAGGUGUCUGAGGCCCAUUCUCAGGCUGGGCAGAGGUCACACAGUGAGUAAAUGGGUCUUUUCAGUGCAAUGUGGUUAUGAUAGAGGCAUGCCAGGGUGCCACUAACCCAGCAGGUGUGGCAGGAGGGGCUUCACAGAGGAAAGGGACUUUGAGCUCAGUGUUAAAGGAUGAGGAGUGAGUCAUAAGGGGGAAAAAUGGAAAUGACUUUCCAGGCUUCAGAAACAGCAUAAACAAACAAAGGCCUGAGAGCUGGAGUCAGUGUGGUGUGUCCAGGGAUCACAAGUGGGCUGGAGCUGCCGGAGAACAGCCAAGUGGCUCAGCUGCCAUCCCAGAAUUGAGCUCGUCACUAUCAGAUGCUGCUGCUCCCUGGCCUCAGAGGAAAGCAGCACACAGCUCACCACGAGGGGUUUCCCCAGAGGCUCCUCCUGCAGCCAAUGCUACUAUUAGUUUAUAUUAUAAUAGUAUCAGUUUCUUUUUCUUUGGAAAUCCCUAGAACUGUUAACUGAAGGUGACUCAGGGUAACUAAUUCUGGAUCUUUGGGUGCACAGCCUCUCACUGGAGUCUGAGAGGAGGAGGUGGAGACUAUCAGUGCACGGCCCGCAACCAGGAAGGACUCCCAGACUAACGCCAAAGGUGUGUUGGGCUCAGCUGCUCCACUGUGGAAAAGGAAAGCCCUGGCCCUGUGGCAGGAGAGGAUUGUUCUAGUCAAGUGUGGCGUUGCACGGACAGGCGGUGCCGAGUGUUUGGGUGCAGACACAGGCAGCUGCUGCCCUCCACUUCCUGCUCUUGCAAGUCACAGAUGAUUCCAGUACAAUGUGGGAGGUCCUCCUUACAGGGGCACUUGCAACAGGAAGGCAGAGAGUUUCGUCAAUUCAGGUACAGGUCUGUCUGGGAGACCUGGCCCUGUGGAGGCAGGAACACCGUGCAGGGGCAUGGCAGCGCCUGUCUUUGCUAUCACAUCAUUUGCCUUUUCCUUGUAGGACCCAAAGAUCUAUGUCCAAAACUUAGUCCAGAAACAUCUGCAUUCCUGUUUAAACUUCAGCUCAGUUUCUUAACCAAGAACCACGUCAACCCUCCAGGGUUGUGGUUUGUAUUUUUGCCUUUAAGCAUUAUCUCCUUUCCACCAAGAAGCCUACUUAGGUUUAACACAUGAAAGCAGUGUCUAAAAAUUAGAUCGGUCCUAAAUUGGAAUGGGAUGUCUUCCUUGCAUGUCCCAUACCAGGGAAUUUUUUUAACACACAGUGUAGAGCCUUUGCCAGAGAUGUUGAAAGGGAGAUUAAAGGCUUGAGGGAUGAAUUUGAUCAUCAUUCUUAAAGUCCCUUCCAAUCCUGUGAUUCUCUGAUUCCCUGAGUCUCGUUUAUUAUUGGACAUGCCUAGCCCAUCACCAGUGACCUGCCCGCAUAUUGCUGGCUUCCCUUGGAUAACGGAGAGCCUAUCACCACAUGCCUUUGUUGUCUUCCAUCAUAUCAAGUGAGUUGCUUUCUGGACUUUUUCCAUCUAGAGCCUGCUAGGUUUGGUUUUGAGAAAAGAUGGUGAAGUUUCUUUUCAUGAGUUUGUAGGGCAAAAAAAAUUCUUUUUAAAGAUGGUAAGGGUGGAAAUUAAUCAUGGUACCAUCUCAUUAAAAAUAGAUACCUCAAAAUGUUUACCUUUACAAGUCAAGAAGAGUAUCUGACUUUCUUGGAAGUGUCAAGAAUUGCAGGUUGGCUGAAAAGUUAGAUUGAGAAUCUGACCUUGUUACUUAUGAUUCUUUUUUCCCUUGGUUCUCGGGGAUGCAUGAGAAGGUGAGCUGUCACUCACAAAAAAAGGGAAAAUGAUUUGAAAAAUGUUUCACAUAUACACUUUUUAUCAUUUUAGUGGAUGGCAGCCUUACGUCAGUAGUAUAUGCCACUAUGAAGUAUGGCCAAAACCCUAGCGUCACUUGUAACCAUUGUACUCUUAUGGAUUUGUGUCUUACACCAUUUGCCUUGCUUUUUAAAUGACUUUGUUUUUCAAGGUGCUGUCAUUUUGCAAAAGGAAAUCUUUAUAUGAAAUGUACAAAAACCGUUACUAACUGGACAACAGGGAAGGUGCUGGCCCCACAUUAGUGCCUGCCCACCGCUCUACUUCUAACCAGGGACACGGAUCUUCCAUUCUCUACAUCCACCGGACUGCAGCCCAAGUCUGGACCUGGCUGCAGUGGGCAUAUUACCGUAUGGAUAUCUUUUUCUUUCUUUUUUUAAAGUGAGGAGAUUCUUCAGGGGGUCAGGCUGAGAAUGUAAUAAGCCUGACAUUGGAACAGAUUUCUCCCGUGUGGUCUAGCUGGACCCCUCCGGCAUUUGCCACACUCCCUGCCAGUCCUGACAUUGACUUCCUGAAUGUGAUUAGGUGGUAAUGAGCAAGAAUUUCCUAGGAUAUUGAAACAUCUGUAUCCAGGCCCCCAAUCAAAUGCUGCUGAAUAUUGUGAAUGUUUUUACUCCGCUCACUUUCCCACUGUGCUUUCCUCUAACCAAAAUAUACGUGUAGCCAUUACCAAUGUACAACUCUCAAUGCGGAGUUGCCGCCACGGUUUAAAAUAAAUCUCUGUGAAAACCUUUCUGCAGCUAUGGUCCCAUCACGGUUACAUGUGGCCACGCACACACCGACAACCUUGCUGUGCUGUUUAGCCCUGUGGGUUCUGUCCAGUUGGUGGGAGGGGGAGGUUCCAGACCACUCCACCUGCUGUCUAGAUGCCAGGGAGAGCUGCUGUUUGGAGGUGAAGAUGAGCCCUGUUCACCACAGUCUAAGCACAGCACACGGGCUCAAGCCAUGGAGCCCUUUUCCUUCAUCAUGUAAGUCAGCUUUUUCUUGUGCUUAGUAAACUUUUCCAGUGAGGAGAAAUGACUUCGGGGCAAACACUGCCAGGGAAAGCCUCAUUUAAAACUUGUGAGGUUCAUUUUAUGGAGAAGAAAAAUAGGUGCAAAGGCACCAAGUGACCUGCAUGCUAUGGAAUCACCGUUGAGGGGGUGGCUGGGUUGCCCCGUCCUGGUGCUGCCAGCACAGCGUCGCCCACACCCAGCAUUGCUGAGGCCCAUCAUCCUCCUGCAGAAAAGGAGGCAUGCAGUUAAAUGGAGCUGGUGCUUGCUUGAUAGCGCCUCCUUUUGUCAGAAAGACGCUGAUGUUUCAGGCUGGCACACCCAGAAAAAUCCCUUCCUUGUGGUCCUUGGCUGAUGAUGAGCCCUGGAUCAGAGUGUCUCCAGGACCACUGAGAAGCUGCAGCCGUCUGGGUUUUCCUCUGCUAUGGGGGAUGAGUUACGUUUAUUCCACCAUGGACACCAAGAAUGUAUGUAGAUGUAUUCUAAAUCUGCUCAUUGGUUUUAUUACAACUUUUCCUGGAGUCACUAAGAGGUAAAAUGGUGUAAAUUAGAGGUUUUAUCAAAGUGUAGUACCAGAAUGCCAGAUGCAUUACUGAAGCCACUCCUAAUCUUAAGCAAAUGUAAACUAGGCCUCAUUAAAUUGUUUGUGUAAAUAUG
Molecule: messenger RNA, 10824 nt
Organism: Homo sapiens (human)
Lineage: Eukaryota; Metazoa; Chordata; Mammalia; Primates; Hominidae
Gene: WDFY2
Product: WD repeat and FYVE domain containing 2
Exons: 12
Coding region: 1880-2884 (334 amino acids)
Biological process (GO): positive regulation of fat cell differentiation
Cellular component (GO): endosome; cytoplasm; early endosome
Molecular function (GO): metal ion binding
Source: RefSeq, a predicted model, not a curated record